Messenger RNA from Schizophyllum commune H4-8, 944 nucleotides. RefSeq names its product RNA-binding domain-containing protein. Gene Ontology annotation, molecular function: RNA binding. The coding region runs from base 149 to 943 and encodes 264 amino acids. The record is from RefSeq and is a predicted model, not a curated record. NCBI's taxonomy places the organism in Eukaryota, Fungi, Basidiomycota, Agaricomycetes, Agaricales, Schizophyllaceae. The transcript is spliced from 3 exons.
GUUCCGCUCCGCCGCCGCCUCCGUUGUUCCUCAAGCUACCCGUCUUGCGUGCGCGUUUCCGCCGCCGACUGCCGCGACCAGAAAUGCUUUGUCUAUCGCAAGAAAUUGCCGCGCGGUAGCGCUGCAAAAUGCGUACCGAAUGUUCUCUAUGAGCCGCCCGGCUUUCAAUGAGAACCAGCAGCAACAACAGCAAGUACAGGAGCAGUACAGCAGGCCAGCGUAUGAGGGCAACGCGGAGAACUCUCAGCCGCGGCAGCAGAAGGAGUCAACAGGACCCCUGGCUAACAGGGAGCUCGGCAAGCCCCAGAAGUGCCUGUUCGUUGGGAACAUCCCGUUUGAGACCACGGAGGAGGAGGUGCUCGAGGUCUUCAGCCCCUUCGGCGAGAUCGAGCACACUCGCCCCGGCGUCGCCCCCGACGGCACCGCGCGCGGCUUCUGCCACGUCCAGUACAAGGACCUCGAGUCCGCUAAGAAGGCCGUGGACGCGCACCUCGAGAACCCCCUCUGGCUUGGCACGCGCCGCCUCCGCAUCGACUUCGCACAGAGCAACGUGCGCGGCACCGCGCGCCGCUCCGACAAGCCGAACAGCAAGUUGUACUUCUUCGGCAUGAAGGGCGACGAGGACGAGAUGCGCGAGAUCUUCCGCAACUACCAGCGCGACAUCUUCAGCAUCUACUUCCUGCGCGACGGGCAGGGGCGCAUCCGCGGGAAUGGGUGGAUCGACUUUGACUCGGUUGAGGCGGCGAGCAAGGCGCUUACCGAGCUCAAUGGCCAUAUCACGAGCGCCGGUCUCCCUAUUGGCCUGACGUACGCCGUCCGCGAGCGCGUUGGGUACAAGGACCGCCAGCGGUCGUACGGUCUGCGGGAGAAGGAGGGCGGGGACCGCGAGCGCCGGCCCCGCCGCCAGCGGGAUGGGUCGAGGCAGGAGGACAUCGACGCGUAGA